Molecule: messenger RNA, 1199 nt
Organism: Marchantia polymorpha subsp. ruderalis
Lineage: Eukaryota; Viridiplantae; Streptophyta; Marchantiopsida; Marchantiales; Marchantiaceae
Source: the annotation of a GenBank genome assembly
GGUUUAGCGGACGAUGCAAUCCGGGGGAUUCCACCACGGACAAGCACUCACUCCCGACCUCUCGACGGAUGGGACAUGUCGAAUUUCUGAGCGGAGAUCCAGCAGGUGGGACUGUUCAGCGGACAAGCUCGGGCAUUGCUUUCGGGCGUGUAGAACACGGGUGCUGAAUUCGGAUUCGCUUUGAGUUCCGCAAAGAUGAUGCAGGCCACAGCCGUCUCCACACUCGGAUGCAGUGCAAUGCUCCCAGCAUUGCAGCUGUCUGCACCUGCCUCAAGAAAGUCCUUCUCGCCGAUAGGAGUGAUUCCUAGGACAUUGACUCGGCUUUCGGUUUCUCCGUCUGUUGGGGUGUGGGCACUAUCGAGCAAUGAAUUUAGGAACGGGACCAAUAUCGAGAUAGAUGGUGCUCCUUGGAAGAUUCUCGAGUUUUUGCACGUGAAACCGGGAAAAGGAGCUGCAUUCGUGAGAACGAAAUUGAGGAAUUACGUCACAGGCAACACAGUCGAUCGAACAUUUAGGGCUGGUGAAAAUGUUGACGAGGCAACAAUCAUGAAGGAGUUCAAACAGUAUACUUACAUGGAUGGCGAACAAUACGUCUUUAUGGAUUCGGAAACAUACGAGGAGGUGCGUAUUAGCAAGGAAGAAAUUGGAGACAGGAGCAAGUUUCUCAUGGAGGGAAUGGAGUGCAGUGUUCUGUCGUGGAAUGGCCGGGUAAUUGAUAUGGAUCUGCCGGUGACAGUGAAGUUGAAAGUUAUUCAAGCUGAUCCAGGCGUAAAAGGAGACACAGCGCAAGGUGGAACGAAAACCGUGACGGUUGAAACUGGAGCAACUGUUAAUGUGCCUCUUUUCGUGAAUCAAGAUGACACAAUCGUCAUCCAAACCAAGGAUGGGUCGUACAUCAGCAGGGGCUAGAUUUUUUGCACGCAAGGUGAAAUGCAGCUUCCAUGGCUGAAAGAAGCAGAUUCUCUAAUCCCCCAAAUAGGAUAAGAUUGUCGGAACUGAUUCUAUUCUUGAUAGCUGUAGUGUAAUUCUAACACCAAUACCCUGCGCAGUUUUUGUAACAUGAUGAAAGUGAGAAUUUGGGGCUAGCUUUUGGAAGAAACUGUAUAGUAUACAACUCCGCUAAAUCGAGGUCCAAUUCUCCUCGAUUUCGAGCGAGGAAUAAAGCACCACUCGGGAUGUUGAAGAAUUCUCAACGAUGA